Mycosarcoma maydis (corn smut) is the source of this 3120-nucleotide messenger RNA. RefSeq lists its product as uncharacterized. Lineage: Eukaryota; Fungi; Basidiomycota; Ustilaginomycetes; Ustilaginales. The transcript has a single exon. Gene Ontology annotation, cellular component: early endosome; membrane; Golgi apparatus. Bases 1 to 3120 code for a protein of 1039 amino acids. Gene Ontology annotation, molecular function: voltage-gated chloride channel activity. The record is from RefSeq and is a predicted model, not a curated record. Gene Ontology annotation, biological process: transmembrane transport; chloride transport.
AUGUCCGCAAAGUCCGAAGUCAGGCGCCUCUCUUCGCUUUUUGUGCCGCCACACACGUAUUCCGGUGAUCAUCAAGAGCCUUCCACCACCUCUUCGCGUAUUAGUGGCUUCCUCAGAGAGCCUCUCAGUCCCAUUCGUUCUUUCUACGGAAGCUUCGCCGCCCAAGCCGCUCCGGGCUCUCGCAAGCGUCGCAAGCAAAACCUCCGUUCUUACGAUGACGCAAAGUUCGAAGACGAAAUGAAUUUACCCGGAUCUGCAGGCAACGGCAUCCGUGUCUGGUACGAAUCCUACACAACCAUCGAUUGGAUCCACGAUGCUAUCAAGGAAAGCUCCCGUCUGCGUCGCAUCCGCAAUCUUAAAGGUAUCCGCGGCUUGGCCGUCAACAGCUGGGAUCGCCUUCAAGGCUGGAUCAUUGUCACCAUCACUGGUAUUGUCACCGCCUUGAUUGCUGGAUGCAUCGUCAAGUCUGAAGCCGUCCUCUUCGAUCUCAAGGACGGCUAUUGCACAAAAGACUGGAGGCUUGCCAAACGCUUCUGCUGUCCGUAUGGUGAGGCGCCCGACUGGGACCAUCCUACAGUGUCUGCCUCUUUCUGGUCCUACCGCACCGCCUUCAUGUCCAACGCCGCUGUUGCGUCAACCAGUCCAGCUGAGAUUGCACACUCUGUGCUCUCCGGCCUUGGAAAGGGCAACCGCAUCCUCAGCGGUUGGGCUGCUCCAGUCGCAGGCAGCCCCGUCUGGUCCAGGUUCGUCGCCUCUGCAAACACAUCUAGCACCACUUCGCUCGCUAUGCUGUCUCCUAUUGACUCUGGCAUCCAAGCCUGCCCUGGCUGGGUCACUUGGAACCACAAGUUUGGCUCCGUCAUUAACAGCAAUAAUCAGUUAGCUGGUUACUCGAUGUAUUUUGUCAUUGCCGUUCUUUGGGCCUCCAUCGCUAGCAUCUUGACCAUCUAUCUCACUUCGAGUGAGCUCUACCUCAAAGACCAAGAUGCAUCUUCAUCAGCCACUACCAUCCUUACUCAGAAACGAGCUGCGCAGCAUCAACAGACUGAUGACGUCGUCCAUGAACCCACCGAAACCACUGCUCUCCUUGCACAGCAACUUCCCAAUCAACACUCUUCCCACCCUGCAUCGACAGCUGCUCCCACCAACGACGCAAAUUGCGUCUCUUCAAGAAACUAUGCUCGCCUCGCCAACGAGCAACGCGCUCAGAACGCCAUUUUGCCCCGAAAGGUCCUCUACUUUGCCACCGGCUCAGGUAUCUCGGAAGUCAAAUGCAUCUUGAGCGGCUUUGUCAUCCACGGAUAUCUUGGCUUUUGGACUCUCUUCACCAAGUCGGUCGGUCUCACCCUUUCCGUUGCCUCUGGUCUCUCACUCGGCAAGGAAGGUCCCUUUGUCCACAUCGCCUCCUGCGUUGGAAAUAUCGUUUGUCGCAUCUUUCCCAAGUACGAAAACAACGAAGGCAAGCGUCGCGAGAUGCUCUCGUGCGCGUGUGCCGCCGGUGUCGCCGUCGCCUUUGGUGCUCCUGUUGGAGGAGUCCUAUUUUCGCUUGAAGAGGUCAGCUACUACUUUCCCAACAAAGUCAUGUUCCGUUCCUUCUUCUGCGCCAUGGUCGCUGCCGCCUCCCUUCGCGCCAUCGACCCUUUUGGCACUGGCAAGAUCGUGCUCUUCCAAGUCACCUACGACAAGGACUGGCACUUUUACGAGAUGCUCUUCUUUGUCCUUAUUGGCAUCUUUGGCGGUCUUUAUGGUGCCUACUUCACCAAGCUCAACAUGUUCUGGGCCAAAAAUGUUCGAGCAAAGACUUGGAUGGCCCGACAUCCCAUUCUUGAGGUCGUCGUCAUUACCGUCGUCUCCGCAGCGUUUUCCUUUUUUAACGGAUACACCCGCAUGGGCGGAGUUGAGCUCAUUGCUGAUCUUUUCAGCGAAUGUCACGAGCACGAGUCCCUCGAAGGGCUCUGCGUCUCGCAGCCUUCGCAGAUUGGACCCCUGAUCAUGGCCAUCUUGUUUGCCAUGGUCCUUAAGGGACUUCUCACGAUCAUCACGUUUGGCAUCAAACUUCCCGCUGGCAUCUUCAUUCCGACUCUCGCGGUCGGCGCCUGCUUCGGUCGAAUCGUGGGUCUACUUGUCCAGUAUGUCCAAUGGACCCACCCUGAUGCUGCUUUUUUCGACUGGUGCCCAGCCUCGGACUCGGUUUGCAUCGUGCCAGGCGUCUACGCCAUGGUCGGAGCAGCUGCUGCCCUUUCUGGCGUCACCCGAACAACGGUUUCACUUGCUGUCAUCAUGUUUGAGCUUACUGGCACUUUGACCUAUUCGGUGCCCGUCAUGCUGUCGAUUCUGGUCGCCAAGACAAUUGCAGAUGCGCUUGAGCAUAAGGGUAUCUACGAUCUCGUGAUCGACUUCUCUGGGUUGCCGUACCUCGACAGCAAGACGGAGUACAUUUGGAAUGGCGUCAACGUGACCGACGCCAUGGAGACCGAAGUAGAAGUGAUUUCUCUGGAUGCCUUCAACACGGUUCAAUCGUUGAGUGACAAGCUCGACCGUCUCGCAAGUGGCUCAGGUUACACUGACGGCGGAUUCCCCAUUGUCUCUCGCGUCGUUUCGCCUCUAUCGCCAGCCAAUCCGCCCAUUUCACCGGGUCUAUCAACCAGUGUCGGAUCACUGAUGCCAGAUCACAGCCCUCAGAUGCCUGCCCACGAGGACGAGGCAGACUCAGCAUCAGCGGCGUCACAUCAAAUGGUUGGCUACAUUGCCGCGAGCGAGCUCGAACAUGCCUUGGCACGUGCUGUCAGUUCGGACCCAGACUUGAAUCUGCAGACUGCUCGCUGCUCAUUCAAGAACUUACCCUUCGUCAGAGCCGAGCACGAGGGAGAAGCGGGUGUUCGCGAUUCGGUACUCUUCAUCGCCUCAGACCCACUGGACUUGAGCCGUUAUGUUGACAAGGCACCCAUCACAGUGCAGAUCCAUUCGCCGCUCGAGCUCGUCCAUCAGUACUUUACUCGUUUGGGAGUAAGAUACCUCAUCGUCGUCGACGAACGAGGUCUAUAUAGGGGAACGAUUUUCAAGAAGAGUUACUUGAAGUUCUUGGCGGAUAUUGAACGCCAGGGCAAAGAUGGACAUUAA